Molecule: messenger RNA, 2463 nt
Organism: Suillus subaureus
Lineage: Eukaryota; Fungi; Basidiomycota; Agaricomycetes; Boletales; Suillaceae
Exons: 10
Coding region: 1-2463 (820 amino acids)
Source: RefSeq, a predicted model, not a curated record
AUGUCCAAUCAGUUGCAAUCGCAGCAACAAGUAUCACAACUUGAAGUCCAAGCUCAGGCAAAUGCAGGUCAGGAAGUGCUCGCCGUCGCUUGUGUCAUCGAUGCCUCUCUAGCGCUCGCUACAGAAUGGAACCGUGUGUUCACAGCGUACAUCCUACCUAUUCUCAAGCGUCUGAAUGAAGCAUACAGCGGGCAUAAUUUCCGACUAGCUUUAGUGACGUAUGGCGCUGCGGAUACAUAUCCCAAUCCGCUGCUAUCAAAACGUUUCUUUCUCUCCCCGAAUUCCGUGAUGAAGGAAUUGCGCGAGGAUCCCUGGAAGCUGGGAAUUGGCUCCGUGAUCGGUGUAAGGGGGCUAUCCGCCCUGGAAGGAAUGGUUGCUGCUAUCGAGUUCUUUGACAUCUUGCAUAACACGCUCGCCUUGGCUGGUCCGAAGGAUGGUCGAAUACACGUAUCACAUAUAAUACAUAUCGCUGGAAGUCCACCCGAUUCUGCGCAAAGGCCCGCAUGGAAUACCCUUCCGCAUCUCGACUCAGUAUCAUGGGACACGCUACCAGUAGAACUCAAGAAGAGAAAAAUCAAUUUGAGUCUUGUCACACUACAACAAAUACAACAGUUCCAGGAUGUUCAGUCUGCUACCUCAAUACCAACUCCACAAACCAAUCCCUGGUUCACUGUCUACGCACCGCAUAUACUCAUGCUUUCUGGAUUUCCCCCACUAUCGCAUGUGCAAACCCCAAAACUCAGUGAGCUUUCGCGGACAACCUCCCUCCCAUUCCCGCGCUCACAAAUUCCAGACGCUGCCAAGCGUUCAAACGAGUCUCCUCAAACACCGGAUACUAAACGUCAGAGGGUCAGCGAGAAAAGCUCACCAGCACUUAGCCCGCGUCCUCCUGGGGGAGGCGCCGGUCCAGCAGGCCAGAGACCACCUUCUCGACAGGUUCCUACACCUUCUGUCCCACCUUCUGCCCUACCUCCUCAAACACAUCCGCAAUUGCUCCAGCCUUCCCCCAUACCGCCGCACGCAACCACGACACCUACACCUAGCCCUGCAAAACCCUCUACAGCACCCGUCACACACCCACCCUCCAAUGCUCCCCUCACGCAGCACACAUCCCACCCUCACGUCAACAUAAUAGUCGAGCGUGGUAAAGCUCUCGAAGAAGCACAAUCUGCCGGGAAUGUUGUAGAUGUCGAGUCGCUUAAGACGGAUCGCAUGACGAAAUAUCAGCAGGCGAUGAAGAUCAAGGCUUUUUUGUACCAAAUGGUGAAUAGGCCUGCGAUAAGUGGUUCGAAUUUAGGUGCAGGAGGGUCGGGAGAAACGCCUCAGUCUCAGCCUCAGCCUCAAUUGGCGGCGAGCAACAAUAAGUCGGAGGAUGCAGCACCGCCAACGGUGUCUGUGUCGGUAUCUGCGCCUAUGGAGGAGCAGAAGCCGCCAGUCACAGAUCAGAAGCCACCGCUGACAGAUCAGCAGGCGCUAAUGCAUGUCAUGCAGGCGCGUUCGGGAACAACAGGAUUCCCGAGUCCAGAGCUCGCUGCGCAAAUGCAUAAGUUACUCAACAAGACUGGUAUUCAGGGACCAACCUUUUCCGGUUCACCUAAGCCCCGACCAGCCCAUCCGCCUGCCUCUGGAUCUAAUUCUCAACAUCAGUCUCAGCCCCAGGCCUCGACCUCGGCAACCUCAGGAAGGCCAAUGCAAUGGGAAGGCUCUUUCACCUUCACUAUACAGCAUGCUGGACAACCGAAGGGGUUCGAAGUGCAGGUGGCUGCCGUCAAUUACAAGGGUCAACUUCACACGGAAACAUGGCCUGAGAGAAUGUUCAUUAAUAUAUCACCAGAAGGACUGAAGGAUCCCUCAGAGUUGGGGUCAUGGCUUCGGAAACACAACCAAUCUGCUGUGAUGGUCCAGUUCAAGCCCCAAGCACGGAACUUUGAACAGAAAAUGAAUGACAUGUUUGGCAAAGUGGCAUGGCAACUUCCUUCUGGUCCUAUGUCACACAAUAUGAUCGUGUUUCCGAUGAAUAACGUGCUAGUAGGCGCAGUGUUUCCUCUUACUGGACUUCCAGAUCUGCCAGGCUCUAGCAAAGUCGACGCCCCAAAACCGCAAAUGCAAAUGCAGCCCCAACCACAACCGCAACUGCAACAACAACUGCAACAACAACCACAGCUACAACCCCCAGGCGUGCUCACCCCUGAGAUGCUGACACGACUUCAGGGUCUUGACCCGCAGCAGCAAAGGCACUUCAUGCAACAACUCGCACUACAACAGCAGGUCCGGCAGCGACAACGACAAAUACAGCAGCAGCAGCACCAACAACAGCAACUACAGACGGGGGCAAUGCAGCAGGAGGUACAAGCACCAGCACCUGGUGUGGGAAUGCAGAACAUGAUUGUUCUAUGGGUGGUGGCGGAGUACCGCAAAGGCAAAUCAGUGGGGGCAUGCAUCUUGGCGGUGUGGGGACGGUGA